CAGUGUGACAGAAUAGCAGAAACAAGCUAAUUAUUCCUGAAAAAUAUUUAUGUUUUUCUAGAAAAUGAACGACAACGAAGAUGAGCUGACCACAUUUUGUGAUUCGGCGGCAUCUCUUGUCGAAGGAUGUCGCCUACCUGUGCGUAUGCAAGGAGGAGAUGACUGGCCUUUAGCUGAAAUUAUCAGUAUUAAAGAAAUACGCGGACAACGAGGAUAUUACGUGCACUAUGUGGACUUUAACAAACGUCUGGAUGAGUGGGUGGGUGAAUCCUGGUUGGACACGAGAAAGGUACAGUUUCCAAGAAGAGAUGGAGUAUCCACUGGAGGAACAACCACUCCAAAGAAGACACACAUCGGAUCAGGAGGUGGCGUCAUGCCUAAUUUUAUUAAUGACACUGUCUGCAAUGAAAGUCAGAAGUCUAGUACGAUACCGAGUAGACCUACUAUUCCGAACCAACAAGUUCCGCCAAGUCUACCCCAACCUAAAGUUCAUGAAAAAGCCCAUUUAAAUGCACUCAAUGGUUCUACACCAAAAAAUGCACUUGGUGUGGUUGCCGGUGAGCCGCGUCAGUUGGUGUCUCGUCCAGCAAGCCCAACACUGGGCAACGACUCGUCGUCGCUCGUCAAUGGCGGCGCAGUACUUGCGGCUGCUUUGCAGAAGAAAAUGAAUAGGAAACGGAAAGCGCCAUCCAUAGACAAUGAAGAACCCAAGCAAAAUUCUAAAACGUUUCAGGCGGAACCUGUUCCGUCUAUAGAGAACGAGGGAAGUGAGACCACGGUGAGUGGUACGGCCACCCCGACCGCUCGGCCGCGCCAGUCGGGCAGUAUGGUCGCGCAUGGACACGACGACCUCGUCACACGUAUGAAGAACAUCGAGAUGAUUGAACUGGGAAGGAAUCGGAUACGACCGUGGUAUUUCGCCCCUUAUCCUCAGGAAAUGGUUAACCUGCCUUGUAUUUACAUCUGUGAAUUCUGUUUGAAGUACAGAAAAAGUAAAAAGUGCCUUGAAAGACAUUUGAUCAAAUGCAAACUAAAACAUCCUCCAGGCAACGAAAUAUACCGCAAAGGCAGCAUAUCAUUUUUCGAGAUAGACGGACGGAAGAACAAAUGUUACGCUCAGAAUCUCUGUUUACUAGCCAAGCUCUUCUUGGACCAUAAGACAUUGUACUACGAUACUGAUCCAUUUUUAUUCUACGUUAUGACUGAAUUUGAUGCCCGAGGAUUUCACAUAGUAGGAUACUUUUCUAAAGAGAAGGAGAGUACAGAAGACUACAAUGUAGCUUGUAUACUGACACUGCCGCCAUACCAAAGGAAAGGUUAUGGAAAACUUCUUAUAGAAUUUAGUUACGAAUUGUCAAAGUUUGAAGGGAAGACUGGAUCGCCAGAGAAGCCUCUAUCGGAUCUUGGUUUGUUAUCGUACAGGAGUUACUGGGCUCAGACUAUACUGGACAUCCUUACACACAUCAAGCCAGUCGGAGAUAACGAGAAACCUAUCAUUACUAUCAACGAGAUCUGCGAACUAACCAGCAUAAAGAAGGAGGACGUUAUAAGUACACUACAGAAUUUGAACCUUAUAAACUACUACAAAGGCCAAUAUAUUAUAUCGGUCAACGAGGAAACCUUGCAGCAACACGAGAAGGCGAUGGAAAAGAGGACGCUGCGCAUCGAUCCAAAAUGUCUUCACUGGACGCCGAAAGAUUGGUCGAAACGGGCAAAAUGCGUUUGAAGGCAUAGAGUAAAGGAGACGCGAGCUAUCUAACUCUGGCUUCCGAAACGUAGUUGGUGGCACCGAUGCUGUUUGGAAGUUCAUCCGUCAACGGUAACAACUUAUUCAACUGUCUUAACGGUAGUCUAUACAUAGUAAAAUAGUUUUAAUGUAGCAUUUCUCAAAAAGUGUAUUAUUAGAUAUGUAUGGUUAGUGUAGUAGUACAAAUGUAUUGAAGUAUUGUGUAUUCUACCUCGUUCAUAAUAGAGUAGCUUAUUUCUUUUAGCGAGUUGUAAAUCCCCUGUAUAUGGGGAUUGUUAGGUUUUUUUUGCUACGAAUGGUUUUAGUCUUAUAUUCGAGAAUUUUAAUCAAAUGUUUGCCUUUAAAUUGGCCUAAUCUCAAUGUUGUACCUUUAUUUUUGUUUCCAAAUUUGAAAAUUGAGAUGUUGGUACCACCAACUAAUUUUAUUACUUUUAAAAUUGGAAGCCAAAUGAUUGUGCGUCGGAUAUUUGGUUUUUUAGCCUUUUUGGUGUAAAUUCCCCUUUAAUUCUUAGUAACUGGUUUCGUGAUUAAUGUUACUUUAGAAACCUCUUCUACAUCGUAUAAAGAGAAGUUUUAUAAUGUUUGUUCUAGUUUAUCCAUUCCUUAAAGUUGCACUUUUUGAGAACUGCAAGCAUUAUACCUAGAUAAUAAUUUCUAGUCUCAAUCAAGACCGGUUCAUUUCUUAAUAAUUUGUGAGAUUGUGUUGUAUGAUUGAAAUUCUGUUCAGUAAUGCUCGCUACACUAGCCACGUAAGAUAUUCAAUACAUUGCGAUAUGUAAGUCCUUAUUGUGAUAUUAAAUAAUAUCAGUUUUUGAUUA
Messenger RNA from Spodoptera litura, 2565 nucleotides. RefSeq names its product Histone acetyltransferase Tip60 (gene Tip60). Gene Ontology annotation, biological process: regulation of DNA-templated transcription; double-strand break repair via homologous recombination. NCBI's taxonomy places the organism in Eukaryota, Metazoa, Arthropoda, Insecta, Lepidoptera, Noctuidae. Gene Ontology annotation, cellular component: NuA4 histone acetyltransferase complex. The record is from RefSeq and is a predicted model, not a curated record. Gene Ontology annotation, molecular function: histone H4K16 acetyltransferase activity.